GUUCUCCUUAAGCUCAGAGCUGCACAGCCACUCCAUGGUGACAGUGAUCGGCAGGGAGGUGGAGGAGCACUUUGAGGACUUUGGGGAGAGCAACACCUCGGAGCUGCUGCUGGACACCACUGAGGAGGGGACAGAGGGAGAGGGGGACUCGUCCCACCUCCAGACUCUGGACCAGAACAACUGCUCCUCCCUGCUACUCUCUCCCAGGUACGGACCACCCUUAAAGAACGGCAGCCAGUCAAUAGCCCACACUCGAGUCCAACUAAGCACUCAAGGUAUGACUGUGACGUAUAGGAAUGUGUAGGCUAGGCUUAGUACUACUAAUCAGUUGAAAACGGACAUGUCGGAUGAAGGUCACCCACAGUAUCUGCCACAUUGUUACCAACGACAACAUCAUUUUAUCCUAGGGUAUCAUCUCUAAAGUCAAACGCACAGUGUAGUUGUUAGUAGUUGUCAUCAUUGGCUCCUGUCAGGGAACAGGGAAAUUGUCCUGUUGGAUAGAGUAGCAGGGUAGAUUUAAUUAGCUACAAUCUAACAGCCACAACCUCCCCCGGUGCUGUUAUAACCAGACUGACUGGCUGUAUAUUUGGAAAGACUGGAGGCCAAACAUGUUAAGAACUCUGGCGACGUCCUUCCCAUUCCACCCCUACUGCCUCCUGUUCCUGAAGGGUGAGAUAAAAGAAAACAAGGGCAACGUUCACGUACUCACACUCUCUCUCCCUGUUGCUGCUUACUCUGUGAAACUGAGGACACGGGCUGGAUUCCAUUCCUAAAAGCGCGCUCCCUUCUCUCUGCCCUUCAUUGCUCGCUCUGAGGUAUCUGAAAGGACUGGGCAGGUGAAAGCAAUAUGGUGCAAACUCAUUUAUACUUACACACAUCCAGUCCCCUUGAGUUUACAAGGGCAUGUUAUUAAGGGGAGACAUAACCAUGUUUCUGGAAUGGAAUUCAGCCAAAGUUGAAAGUUCCAGGCUUUCCAUAGGCUCCAAACACAAAGUUGAGGAUUGAGCCGGCCAAUAUGGAUGUGUCUGUCUCAUCUGACCACACCUGUACACUCACUCCCCUCUCUCCUUCCUCUGACACAGUACUGCUCUGCCUGAACGCUACUGAGCACUUCCUCUCCUUUUUCUGCAGUCACUCCACCCCCUCCUUCUCCUACACUUUGUUUUCAGAGACACUAAGCCGGAUAAUGCGUAAUUCCCGUUUGGGUGAUAUUUUCCCGAUCGCUCAUGCCAGGAAGCGCUUAGCCAGCUAACUGUAUAGCUUUUCUCGCUCUGUCACAAUAUGGAAAUAAGCUGGCUAAAUGGCUUUAAUGAUUCCUUCCGAGUUACCAGUAAUACUAAACCUUUUUCCCCCUCUGUAAUUCAACCUUACAACCAUAACUUCCUUCCAACCAGAAUAAAUGGGCACUAAGGCAGUUUGAAUGAGUCCAUUGUGAUUUCCAGUGUGUUGCAGGAGCAUUGUGGUUAGUGCAGUGCUGUAUGAGGUGAUGCUGAGAGACAUACUACUGGUCAGAGCUGAAGUGUAAAAUUGCUCUGACAUCCUUCACACUGAUGUGUGUAAACGACACCUCUGUACGCACAGGAUGUGAACCACUCUCCUUGUCUUACUAGACACACACACAAACACACACACCUAGACAGUACACUGCUGCUUCACUGCCACUGUCUACAAACACACACUGUUGCAUCACUACUACUGCAACACACACAUAUACACCCUACUGCAGCUGUUACUUCACAUUAGUGUCCUUCACUAUACCUUCCUAAUAUUGAGUUGCAACCCCACCUUAUGCCCUCAGAACAUCCUCAAUUUGUCAGGGCAGGGACUCUAUAAGGUGUUGAAAGCGUUCCACAGGGAUGCUGGCCCAUGUUGUCUCCAAUGCUUCCCACAGUUUUGUCAAGUUGGCUGGAUGUCCUUUGGGUGGUGGACCAUUCUUGAUACACACAGGAAACUGUUGAGCGUGAAAAACCCAGCUGAGUUACAGUUCUUGACACAAACCGGUGCGCCUGGCACCUACUACCAUACCCCGUUCAAAGGCACUUAAAUUCUUUGUCUUGCCCAUUCACCCUCUGAAUGGCACACACACAAUCCAUGUCUCAUCUGUCUCAAGGCUUAAACAUCCUUCUUUAACCUGUCUCCUCCCCUUCAUCUACACUGAUUUAAAUGGAUUUAACAAGUGACAUCAAUAAGGGAUCAUAACUUUCACCUGGAUUCACCUGGUCAAUCUGUCAUGGAAAGAGCAGGUGUUCUUAAUGUUUUGUACACUCAGUGUAUAAAAGUGAGCCCAAUGACAGGACGAAACCUCGGUUGCAACAACGCUUUUAGAUGGUAUCAAACCUUUCAGUAAACCCCACAGCCCAAUUUUGUCUCACUUUUCACUAACUCUGAUAAUCCUGCACUCUUGAUUCCCAAAGCUUCCUCUUCUCCAUCACUGUGCACCCCACUUUUCUGUCACUCACUCCCUCUCCUCCCCCCCCCCCCCCCUCUCUUCCUCUCCCCAGCGCCCCCACUACUCUCCCCGCCAGCUUUCAGAGCUUCCUCAGGGAGGAGGCACUGGACUUUUUCUGUAACCAAUGUCACAAACAAAUCUCUCGCCUGGAGGACCUCUCCACUCGCCUCAAUUUCCUAGAGAUAAAUAGGUAACACGUCCCACCACCACUAUGUUUACCUGUGUGUGUGUGUGUGUAUUGCCGUGUUGACAAGGUAACACACACUGCUCUCGUUCUGUAUGACAGUGUGUAUGUUUUUGAAUAGGUUCGUCACACACAUCUCACUCACUCCACUAAUCUUCACUCUUCAAUGCACGUUUGUGUGUGAGAUGCGUUGUGUUGACAGCAUUGGUGUUUGGCUUGACUCAGCUUGCUCAUCGUAUCUGUACUGUAUUGUUAUAAUAAGAUUCGUAAGGUUAAAGGUGCAUAGUUGUUUGUAAAAGUGUGUUUGGUGGACCGUCGUGCUAGGUGGCCAACAGAAGGUUUGCCCAGAGUUCCCAUUGCUCAUAUCAGUGCAUGCCUUAUACGUUUCAUAUAUACAUACUGUAUCUCACAUCCUGUCAAGCUCAUGGAAAGAAUUCCGUCUGUGCAGUGACAAAUUGUAAAAAAGAAUGCUAAAUCUGAAUUAACUUCACAGGUGAGUGGUGUCAAUUGCAAUGGUUUGAACCUUUGUUUUAUCAGGGAGUCAUACUGAGACCAAGGUCUCUUUUACUAUUAGCCCUGAAUUACAGAAAAUACACACGUCAAAAUAGAAAUACAAAAUGCAAGCAGAAAGAAAGAAAGAAAAACACAGUAAUUAAAAACCAAACACAUCAGUAAUAAAGUUCUCAAUCAGCCUUCUGAAUUGCCCUAGAGGCACCAGAACAUCAAAUGUAAGAACAUUUUGAAGAUUGUUCCACAAAUAAGGUGCAAGAAAACUUAAAUCUGAUUUACCUAACUCCGUAGAGACCAAAGGAAUUUCCAGAGUUAACCAUCCCUGAGACCGGGUGUGGUAACUCGUAUGUCUAAAGUUUAGUAAUGAUGUAAGGUACAGUGGGACUUUAUGUAAAAGGACUUUAUAAAUUAAAACAUAGCAAUGUAUCAACCUACGUGACAUCAAAUUUUAUUUUUUUAUUUUUAUUUAACCUUUAUUUAACCAGGAAGGGCUCAUUGAGAUUUAAAAUAUCUUUUUCAAGAGCGUCCUGGCCAAGAUAGGCAGCACCAAGUCAUUACAAAAAAUUACAGACAGACAACAUGAAAAACUACAAGUAAUCUAGUAAAAACCAUUCAUGAAUUCACAAGAGUAUAACAAUAUCAAAAACAGCAAAUUAAAAACAUUGACAGGUCAGGGAAUCAGCCUCAAAAUCCUUCAUCAGAGAUUUAAAAACACCAAUCGGGACAAGUUCUUCCAGUUUAAAAUUAUUUUGUAAGGUGUUCCAAGACGAUGGCGCAGAGUACAUAAAAGACCUUUUACCAAAUUCAGUUCGGACAUUUGGAACAGUUAGCAGGAUAAAGUCCAGUGAACGAAGAGAGUACCCACCACAUUUCUGAACAAUAAAAAUGCCCAAAUAAAAAGGUAGUAAACCCAAAAUGGCUUUGUAAAUAAAAGUAUACCAGUGACUGAGCCUACGAGUGACUAGAGAAGGCCAGCCAACCCUGGUAUACAAAGUACAGUGGUGCGUAAGGGUUUUGCAGUUUAAAAUAAAUCUCAAAGUACCAUGAUAAAGAGUGUCAAUUGAUCUCAAACACUGAGCGGAAGCAUUCAUAUAUAAAAUAUCCCCAUAGUCUAGUAAAGGCAUAAAUGUAGCUGAUACUAGCCUCCUUCUGGCUUCAAAAGAAAAACAGGCCUUAUUCCUAAAAUAAAAUCCCAAUUUCAGCUUCAAUUUUUUUGUAAGUUGUUGAAUAUGCAAUUUAAAAGAGAGGCCGUCAUCAAUUAGAAUUCCAAGAUAUUUAUAUGAGGGCCAACCAACUUUCUUGUUGCAGUGAUGAGCACAAAAAUGUUAGCCCGUAAUAAAGCGCAGUGCGCUGUGAUAAACUGCCUCUUAUGAAGUGGCAACUGCGUUAAUAUAGAUGAUGUCGCCAUAGUCUAGGACCGAUAAGAACGUUGACUGAAUAAUCUGCUUUCUACUAUUUAGCGAGAGGCAGGACCUAUUUCUAUAGAAGAAGCCCAUUUUUAUUCUCAGCUUCUUAACAAACUCAUCAAUAUGCUUUUUAAAAGACAGCUUUUCAUCUAUCCAGAUGCCCAGAUAUUUGUAAGCAGGGACACGAUCAAUAUGGACACCAUCCAAAGUACAUAUGCUUAAUCAUCAGACUUAUUUUUAUGCGCUCUAGAGAACAACAUAUACUUAGUUUUACCUGCAUUCAAUACUAUUUUCAGGUCAAUAAAGUUCUUCUGUAAUACAAUGGAGGCAGACUGUAGUUCAGAUAGAGCCUGGUCAACUGUGGGGCAAUAGCAUACACAACAGUAUCAUCGGCAUACAAGUGCAGGUUACAAUUUUUUAAAGAGAAGUCGAUAUUGUUCAUGUAAACAGUAAAAAAUACAGGACCCUGAAUCGACCCCUGCGGGAGACCUUUUGUAAUAUCCAGGAAACCUGAUUUAACACCAUCAGUAGAUACAUUGAGUUCUAUCUGUCAAGUAAUUUUUAAACCAGUUACAUGCAGCCUGAUCUAGGCCAAUUUGAGGAAAGCCUCGGAAUUAGCAGUAUCAAGCCUUUGACGUGUCAAUGAAGAGGGCAGCACAAUGUUGCCUUUUUAUCCAUACUGUUAACCACAUUUAUAACUAGGGAUGCAGCAGAGAUAGUGCUAUAUGAUCUGGUCUAAAACCCGACUGAUAUACAUUUAGAAUACAUUUCAAAGAUAAGAAAGAUCUUAGCUGAGAAUUAAUCAAGGAUUCUAAUAUUUUAGCUAGGCAAGAAAGUUUAGAAAUAGGCCGGUUUUAAUUAUUCAGGUCACAAAGGUCACCACCUUUGUGAAGGGGGAGUACAUUGGCCGCCUUCCAAACCUUGGGGAUAGUACCAGAGAUAAUCGUCAGGUUAGAAAUAUGGGUUAAUGAUUCAUCAAUCGGGGGCAGAGAGCUGUAGUAAAAAUGGAUCGAGCAUAUCAGCUCCAGUAGAUUUCUUUUCUCCAUCAAUCUUAAGCAGGCAUCUAGCAUAUCACAGAUAGUAAAUUAUUGAAAUGAUAAAGAUUAACUUGAAGCUGACGGGUUAACCGUCGAGUCAGCUAGAGGCUGGCAGAGGGAAGAGCAGUCGAUUGACUGAGCAGGGUCAACUACACCACAGUUUCUCUCAAAUAAAAAGCCUGCCGAGAUAAAAGUAUGAUUGGUGUCUGGCUUAUGUGAUUGCUCUCAUGUUCCAUUUCAAGUAGUCCAUUGCAACCUUACAAAUAGACUGAAUCGUCUUGUGCCUGUUCAAAAAUUAACCUUUUUGUGCCUGGGUUUUGUUCAUUAGGAACACAACAGAAGAAAAUGGACUGAAACAGGGAGGGACUAGGCCUACCUCAGACUUGUCCAAUAAGAAACACGCAUGUUCGUUUUCUGUUGCAAAACAUUUUAAAAUGUAUUCUGUUGCGUGCCCUGAUGAACACGACCCUGGUUGUGUGUGUGACUACUCAGAUGUACAUGUGAACAUGUACCAUACUUUAGGACCCUAUCCUCCCAGUAUGACAACCUCUUUAUCCCUCUGCUUUUUGGAGCGAGGGAUGAGGGGAUGGGGAGUAGGAAAGAGAGACACCAGGAGACGGACAGUGUCUCUUUCCUCUUAUCCUUUCUCUCUUCCUGACUGGUUUCCUGUCUGGUUUCCAUUCAGCUCCAGCAAGAGGCUGUCCAGCAAGAAAGCAGCACGGUAGGUCAAAAUGUAUUUGUUGAAUUAAUUCUGUAGAAUAGUCUUUUAAAUUGAAUGUGAAAAUAUGGUGUAUUUUUGGGAUAAACAUGCCAAGCUUUCUUUAUGAUAACCAUUUUAGCAUAUUUCCUCUCCGGUGUUUCAGACACCUCCGGAACAGCUCCAUGACGCUGGGCAGCAUGGGCGAGCUGUCCCGGGACAUACUGGACCUGGCCGACACCGACAUCACUGACAAGGUCAGAGUUCAACAUCACAACACGGCAUCGGAACAUUAUACAGCAUCAUACAGAGUUGAUCAACAGUGUCAAACAGCAUUAUACAGCACUGAAUAUGAAUGUAAAGAAAGAGUUCAAUAGUUCUCAAUAACAUCACUUAAAUGCUACAAAGAACCUGUCAGUUCCACACAGUGUUGUACCACAUAACACCUUGUAAAGACUUGGAAGAUUAGCCCCCCCCCCCCCCCCCCCCCGUUGUGGGCUAAAAAGAUCCUAUUAAACAAACAACACUGCUCUGUUCUAAACCCUUACCCCGUCCCUCUCCCAGGUGCUCCUGCUGGAGCGUCGCACGGCGGAGCUGGAGAAGGACUCCGAGGCCAGCGGGGAGCAGCACACACGGCUCCGCCAGGAGAACCUGCAGCUGGUGCACCGGGCCAACGCCCUGGAGGAGCAGCUCAAGGAGCAGGAGCUCCGCGCCGAGGACCACCUGCACCAGGAGACCCGCCGCCACAAGGACGCCCUCACCAAGCUGGAGCGGGAGAGGGACCUGGAGCUGGAGAACUUGCAAGCUAGGUCAGUGGUGUGGGGUGGGUGGGUGUUCAGUUAUGUGUGCAUGUGUGAGAACUACAAUAAGUUGACCUAUAGAAGCGAAUAGGGCAGGUCUGUUUGUAUGUCUGUAAGUGUACGAGGGACCUGGGGGCAGGUGUUUGAAUGUGUAUCUGCACUGUGAAUGUGCAGAUACACAAAGCAAUGUUUAGAUUUUUAUAUACAAAUACAGCGAGGGUGGCCAGCAGUUGUGCCUGUUGCGUGGGUCUUUAGAGGCUGUGAUUGUGAACACUGCUCAUGACUGUGUAUCUGUCAAUUGCAAUGUGGGACAUGACUGCCACCUACUGGUCUAGAGUACCUCUGACCCUUGCAUAUCCUUUGAGCCCAAAGCGGUUUAUUUUAGGAGAGUAGACACAGGUGUCACAGCAGGUCAGUUUUAUUGUACUGUGUCUGCUCAGCUGUGAAUGUCAGUGUGUGGAACAGAAUAUGAAUUAUUUGAAUAGAUUUGAUCCAAACACAUUAACACAGUCGUGAAGAGGGCACGACAACUCCUCUUCGUCCUCAGGAGGCUGAAAAGAUUUGGCAUGGGCCCUCAGAUCCUCAAAAAGCUCUACAGCUGCACCAUUGAGAGCAUCUUAGGAUGAGCAUGUGCAUCUUCAAUAUGUACCCAUUAUUCCUCUUUAGUGCAUUUAACAAUAUGUCGCAAGUAAAAGCCUUGGGUAGCGAGUUGAUACAAUUCCAAGUCUGGAAGGUUAAAACCACCUUCUGACUUAGGAAGAUGGAAAAACGUUCCUUUUUAUUCUAUGAAUUGUAUUUGUCCAUAUAAAGUCUGUUAUGGCAUAGUAUACUUUUUUAAAGAAUGUCUUUGGUGGGGUAUUUGGUAUUACUGAGAAUAAAUAUAAAAACUUUGGAAGCCAUGCCAUUCUGAAGAGGUUUAUUCUACCUGUAAGAUUUAUGGGAAGAUUGUUCCGUUUAAUUAGAUCUGCUUUCAUAUUGUUGAGUAAUGGGAUAAAGUAAUCUUUAUAUAUUUGUCGUUUCUUGUCACUUAUUAAAGUAUUUUAUAUUUUUUGUGGUCUACUUAAAGGAUUGAUGUAGAUCAUGAGUUAUUCUUUUUCCUAUUGCCAUUAUUUUGUAUUUUUCCACGUUCAUUUUAUGUAUUUUUGUUGUUGUUGAGUAUUCUGAUUUUUUUUUGGGGGGGGAGGGGUUGACUUUUCAAUAUUGGUCAGGUAUAUCAGGAGAUCGUCAGCAAAUAAGUUUAGUUUAUAUUCAUACCAAUACUGAGACCUGUUGCGUUUGGGUCCUGUCUAAUUCUUUCUGCAAGCGGUUCAAUUGCCUGUGCAAACAGGAGGGGGGAGAGGGGACAUCCCAGUCUUGUGACCCUUUCUAAAGCAAAUUCAUCAUAUAAUGUGUUAUUUGUGUAUUUUUGCUUUAGGAUAUUUAUAUAAUAUUUUUAUUAAAUCUAUUGUUUCAGAUGGAAAGUUAAAGGCUUCCAAAGUUUUGAAUAGAAAAUGCCAUUCAAGACAGUCAAAAGCCUUUUCGACAUCAACAGACAUUAUUGAUAAAUCUACAUCUUGGUUUUUUUGCGUAUUAUAUUAUACUGAAACAUGUUCUUGAAUUUGUUUGUUAUUGUCUAUUUUUUAUAAACCCUGUUUGAUUAAUACAGUGGGGGAAAAAAGUAUUUAGUCAGCCACCAAUUGUGCAAGUUCUCACACUUAAAAAGAUGAGAGAGGCCUGUAAUUUUCAUCAUAGGUACACGUCAACCAUGACAGACAAAUUGAGGAAAUCCAGAAAAUCACAAUGUAGGAUUUUUUAAGAAUUUAUUUGCAAAUUAUGGUGGGAAAUAAGUAUUUGGUCACCUACAAACAAGCAAGAUUUCUGGCUUUCACAGACCUGUAACUUCUUCUUUAAGAGGCUCCUCUGUCCUCCACUCGUUACCUGUAUUAAUGGCACCUGUUUGAACUUGUUAUCAGUAUAAAAGACACCUGUCCACAACCUCAAACAGUCACACUCCAAACUCCACUAUGGCCAAGACCAAAGAGCUGUCAAAGGACACCAGAAACAAAAUUGUAGACCUGCACCAGGCUGGGAAGACUGAAUCUGCAAUAGGUAAGCAGCUUGGUUUGAAUAAAUCAACUGUGGGAGCAAUUAUUAGGAAAUGGAAGACAUAGAAGACCACUGAUAAUCUCCCUCGAUCUGGGGCUCCAUGCAAGAUCUCACCCCGUGGGGUCAAAAUGAUCACAAGAACGGUGAGCAAAAAUCCCAGAACCACACGGGGGGACCUUGUGAAUGACCUGCAGAGAGCUGGGACCAAAGUAACAAAGCUUACCAUCAGUAACACACUACGCCGCCAGGGAAUCAAAUCCUGCAGUGCCAGACGUGUCCCCCUGCUUAAGCCAGUACAUGUCCAGGCCCGUCUGAAGUUUGCUAGAGUGCAUUUGGAUGAUCCAGAAGAGGAUUGGGAGAAUGUCAUAUGGUCAGAUGAAACCAAAAUAGAACUUUUUGUUAAAAACUCAACUCGUCGUGUUUGGAGGACAAAGAAUGCUGAGUUGCAUCCAAAGAACACCAUACCUACUGUGAAGCAUGGGGGUGGAAACAUCAUGCUUUGGGGCUGUUUUUCUGCAAAGGGACCAGGACGACUGAUCCGUGUAAAGGAAAGAAUGAAUGGGGCCAUGUAUAGUGAGAUUUUGAGUGAAAACCUCCUUCCAUCAGCAAGGGCAUUGAAGAUGAAACGUGGCUGGGUCUUUCAGCAUGACAAUGAUCCCAAACACACCGCCCGGGCAACGAAGGAGUGGCUUCGUAAGAAGCAUUUCAAGGUCAUGGAGUGGCCUAGCCAGUCUCCAGAUCUCAACCCCAUAGAAAAUCUUUGGAGGGAGUUGAAAGUCUGUGUUGCCCAGCGACAGCCCCAAAACAUCACUGCUCUAGAGGAGAUCUGCAUGGAGGAAUGGGCCAAAAUACCAGCAACAGUGUGUGAAAACCUUGUGAAGACUUACAGAAAACGUUGACCUGUGUCAUUGCCAACAAAGGGUAUAUAACAAAGUAUUGAGAAACUUUUGUUAUUGACCAAAUACUUAUUUUCCACCAUAAUUUGCAAAUAAAUUCAUUAAAAAUCCUACAAUGUGAUUUUCUGGAUUUAUUUUUCUCAUUUUGUCUGUCAUAGUUGACGUGUACCUAUGAUGAAAAUUACAGGCCUCUCUCAUCUUUUUAAGUGGGAGAACUUGCACAAUUGGUGGCUGACUAAAUACUUUUUUCCCCCACUGUAUGUAUGAUGUCUGGUAAGACUUUUGCCAUUCUGUUGCUUAUGAGUUGUAUUUUAUUGUCGCAAUUUAUUGGUCUGUAAUCUGCAGGGGACUCUCACGAUUUUCCUGGUUUUAAUAUAACUGACAUAACGGUUUGAUACAUGGAACUAGGAAGCACUGAAAUGAGUGACGUGUGUUGUCAUUUGGGUAAAUAGGGCCAUUCAUUACUUUGUCCUAGAAUGUUAAAUAAAAUUGUAUAGGAAAGCCAUCAAUACCUGGUGCUUUCCUCUACGUUAAUGUUUUAAAUUUAUUUUUGGGUGAUUUCUAUUUUUAGUGAUAGUUUUUUGUCUGCUGAUAGCUGCUUCAGGGUUGUUAAGUCUAAGAAGGCUGUAGGAUCAGUCCAACUGUUGCUUAAUUGAGAGCAUCUUGACUGGCUGCAUCUGACCGCAAGGCGCUACAGAGGGUAGUGCGUACGGCCCAGUACAUCACUAGGGCCAAGCUACCUGCCAUCCAGGACCUCUAUACCAGGCGGUGUCAGAGGAAGGCGCUAAAAAUUGUCAAAGACUUUAGCCACCCAACUCAUUGACUGUUCUCUCUGCUACCACACGGCAAGUGGUACUGAUGCACCAAAUCUGGAACCAACAGGACCCUGAACAGCUUUUUACCCCCAAGCCUUAAGACUGCUAAAUAGUUAGUUAAAUACUUAACCAAAUAGCUACCCCAACUAUCUGCAGUGACCCUUUUUGCACUAACUUUGACUCAUCACAUACGCUACUGUUUACUAUAUGUCGCUUUAUUCCUAGCUACAUGUACAUAUCUACCUCAAUUACCUUGUACCCCUGCACAUAAACUCGGGACUCGUACCCCUUGUACAUACAGUUGAAGUCGAAAGUUUACAUACACUUAGGUUGGAGUCAUUAAAACUCGUUUUUCAACCACUCCACAAAUUUCUUGUUAACAAACUAUAGUUUUGGCAAGUCGCUUAGGACAUCUACUUUGUGCAUGACACAAGUAAUUUUUCCAAUCAUUGUUUACAGACAGAUUAUUUCACUUAUAAUUCACUGUGUCAGAAGUUUACAUACACUAAGUUGACUGUGCCUUUAAACAGCUUGGAAAAUUCCAGAAAAUGAUGUCAUGGCUUUAGAAGCUUCUGAUAGGCUAAUUGACAUCAUUUGAGUCAAAUGGAGGUGUACCUGUGGAUGUAUUUCAAGGCCUACCUUCAAACUCAGUGCCUCUUUGCUUGACAUCAUGGGAAAAUCCAAAGAAAUCAGCCAAGACCUCAGAAAAAAAUGUGUAGACCUCCACAAGUCUGGUUCAUCCUUGGGAGCAAUUUCCAAACGCCUGAAGGUACCACGUUCAUCUGUACAAACAAUAGUACGCAAGUAUAAACACCAUGGGACCACGCAGCCGUCAUACCGCUCAGGAAGGAGACCCGUUCUGUCUCCUCGAGAUGAACGUUCUUUGGUGCGAAAAUGCAAAUCAAUCCCAGAACAACAGCAAAGGACCUUGUGAAGAUGCUGGAGGAAACAGGUACAAAAGUAUCUAUAUCCACAGUAAAACGAGUCCUACAUCGACAUAACCUGAAAGGCCGCUCAGCAAGGAAGUAGCCACUGCUCCAAAACCGCCAUAAAAAAGCCAGACUACGGUUUGCAACAGCACAUGGGGACAAAGAUCGUACUUUUUGGAGAAAUGUCCACUGGUCUGAUGAAACAAAAAUAGAACUGUUUGGCCAUAAUGACAAUCGUUAUGUUUGGAGGAAAAAGGGGGUCCCUUGCAAGCCAAAGAACACCAUCCCAACUGUGAAGCACGGGGGUGGCAGCAUCAUGCUGUGGGGGUGCUUUGCUGCAGGAGGGACUGGUGCACUUCACAAAAUAGAUGGCAUCAUGAGGAAGGAAAAUUAUGUGGAUAUAUUGAAGCAACAUCUCAAGACAUCAGUCAGGAAGUUAAAGCUUGAUCGCAAAUGGGUCUUCCAAAUGGACAAUGACCCCAAGCAUACUUCCAACGCUGUUGCAAAAUGGCUUAACGACAACAAAGUCAAGGUAUUGGAGUGGCCAUCACAAAGCCCUGACCUGAAUCCUAUAGAAAAUUUGUGGGCAGAACUGAAAAAGUGUGUGUGAGCAAGGAAGCCUACAAACCUGACUCAGUUACACCAGCUCUGUCAGGAGGAAUGGGCCAAAAUUCACCCAACUUAUUGUGGGAAGCUUGUGGAAGGCUACCCGAAACAUUUGACCCAAGUUAAACAAUUAAAGGCAAUGCUGCCAAAUACUAAUUGAGUGUUUGUAAACUUCUGACCUAAGAAAGCUGAAAUAAAUCAUUCUCUCUACUAUUAUUCUGACAUUGCACAUUCUUAAAAUAAAGUGGUGAUCCUAACUGACCUAAGACAGGGAAUUUUUACUAGGAUUAAAUGUCAGGAAUUGUGAAAAACUGAGUUUAAAUGUAUUUGGCUAAGGUGUAUGUAAUCUUCCGACUUCAACUGUAGCCAAGUUAUCGUUACUCAAUGUGUAUCUAUUAUUACAUGUUUUACUUUUCUAUUAUUUCACUGUUUUCUUUCUCUCUGCAUUGUUGGGAAGUGCCCAUAAAGUAAGCAUUUCACUGUUAGUCCACACCUGUUGUUUAUGAAGCAUGUGACGAAUACAAUUUGAUUUGAUUUUGAAUAGGGGUUGUCAAUGUGUACUGCACUGUGGCUAUAUCAUCGGUGUAUGUUAUCAAACUGUGCUGCUUUCUAUCGUAGGCUGCAGCAGCUGGAUGAGGAGAACAGUGAGCUGAGGUCCUGUGUGCCCUGUUACCGUGCCAACAUUGAGAGACUAGAGGAGGUAAGAGCACUGUCUUUUCUCCUCCUCGUCCUUCUCCCCCUCCACCUCCCUUUCCUCUCCUUUCACCUCCAUAUCAAGCCAUUUCUCUUCUCUUCCCUCAUCUCUUUUCCCUCCAAUCCCUUGUCUAUUUACCUCUCCAUCCACCUCUUCUCUCCUUUAUGACCCCCAUUUCUCCAGUUUCCAUCUCUUCCCCUCAUAUCUCCUUUCUCUUCCCUCCCAUACCUUGUCUAUUUACAGUGAACUCCAAAGGUAUUGUGAUUUUUAUUUUAUUUUUGCUCUGUACUCCAGCACUUUGGAUUUUAAAUGAUAGAAUGACUGCGGUUAAAUUGCAGACUGCCAGCUUUAAUUUGGGGGUAUUUUCAUCCAUAUCGGGGGUACCGUUUAGAAAUUACAGCACUUUUUGUACAUAGUCCCCCCCAUUUUAGGGGGCCAAAAGUAUUGGGACAAAUUCUCUCUCUUUCUCUAAUAUAUACAGCUCUGGAAAAAAAUUAAGAGACCACUGCAAAUUUUUCUUAAAUCAGCAUCUCUAUAAUAAUAAUAAUAAUAUGCCAUUUAGCAGACGCUUUUAUCCAAAGCGACUUACAGUCAUGUGCGCAUACAUUUUUACGUAUGGGUGGUCCCGGGGAUCGAACCCACUACCCUGGCGUUACAAGCGCCAUGCUCAGUUGAGCUACAGAGGACCACUGUAGGAUCUCUACAUGUAUGACAGCCAUUCCAUUCCAGUGUCUGUUGAAUUCCAACACAGGCACACCUCAUUCUACUGAAUUAGGUACUGAUUAAGUGAUCACCUGAACCAAAUCUUAUUUAACGAGGAAAAGUAUAAAAACCACUGCUGUGGUCAAUACUAUCCUCUUGCAAUAGGACCGGCUGGAUGGCAAAAACAGUGCUAAUAGUACCUCAAAAGUAAUAUUAAUCAAAAAAUAACUAUUGACCAUGCCAAAAGAGUUGAAAAGGAAAGUUGAGUGAGGAAAAGGGUUCAAUUCUGGCUUUACAGGCAGAGGGAUACAGUGAGCGUCAGGUUGCUUCCAUCCUUAAAAUUUCAAAGACGGCGGUUCAUAAGAACAAGGUCAAGCAGCAGACAUUUGGGACAACAAAGCUACAGACCGGCAGAGGGCGAAAACGACUUUCUACUGACCGGGAUGACUGCCAACUCAUUCAAAUGUCACUCAACAACCGUAGGAUGACAUCAAGUGACCUACAAAACGAAUGGCAAAUGGCAGCUGGGGUGAAGUGCACGGCGAGGACGGUUUGAAACAGGCUCCUAGGGGGAAGGCUGAAGUCGUGCAAAGCUAGAAAAAAGCACUUCAUCAAUGAUAAGCAAAGAAGAGCCAGGCUGAGGUUUUCAAAAGACCAUAAGGAUUGGACCGUAGAGGACUGGAGUAAGGUCAUCUUCUCUGGUGUGGAUGGAGGACCACCAGAUCAAGACCCUGUCAUGGCCAGCCCAAUCUCCAGACCUGAACCCCAUUGAAAACUUCUGGAAUGUGAUCAAGAGGAAGAUGGAUGGUCACAAGCCAUCAAACAAAGCCGAGCUGCUUGAAUUUUUGCGCCAGGAGUGGCAUAAAGUCACCCAACAUCAAUGUGAAAGAUUGGUGGAGAGCAUGCCAAGACGCAUUAAAGCUGUGAUUGAAAAUCAGGGUUAUUCCACCAAAUAUUGAUUUCUGAUCUCUUCCUAAGUUAAAACAUUAGUAUUGUGUUGUUUAAAAAUGAACAUGAACUUAUUUUCUUUGCAUUAUUCGAGGUCUGACAACACUGCAUCUUUUUUGUUAUUUUGACCAGCUGUCAUUUUCUGCAAAUAAAUGCUCUAAAUGACAAAAUUUUAUUUGGAAUCUACACACAAUACCCCAUAAUGACAAAGCAAAAACUGGUUUUUAGAAUUUUUUGCUCAUUUAUAAAUAAAACAAAACUGAAAUAUCACAUUUACAUACGUAUUCAGACCCUUUACUCAGUAAUUUGUUGAAGCACCUUUGGCAGCAAUUACAGCCUCAAAUCUUCUUGGGUAUGACGCUACAAACUUGGCACACCUGUAUUUGGGGAGUUUCUCUCAUUCUUCUCUGCAGAUCCUCUCAAGCUCUGUCAGGUUGGAUGGGGAUCGUUGCUGCACAGUUAUUUUCAGGUCUGUCCAGAGAUGUUCGAUCGGGUUCUCAAGUCCGGGCUCAGGCUGGGCCACUCAAGGACAUUCAGAGACUUGUCCUGAAGCCGCUGUGUGCUUAGGGUCAUUGACCUGUUGGAAGGUGAACCUUCGCCCCAGUCUGAGGUCCUGAGCGCUCUGGAGCAUGUUUUCAUCAAGGAUCUCUCUGUACUUUGCUCUGUUCAUCUUUGCCUCGGUCCUGACUAGUCUCCCAGUCCCUGCCGCUGAAAAACACCCCCACAGCAUGAUGCUGCCACCACCAUGCUUCACUGUAGGGAUGGUGCCAGGUUUCCUCCAGACGUGACGGUAUUCAGGGCAAAGAGUUCAAUCUUGGUUUCAUCAGACCAGAGAAUCUUGUUUCUCAUGGUCUGAGAGACUUUAGGUGACUUUUGGCAAACUCCAAGCGGGCUGUCAUGUGCCUUUUACUGAGGAGUGGCUUCUGUCUGGCCACUCUACCAUAAAGGCCUGAUUGAUCUCCCGAGUGACGCAGUGGUCUAAGGCACUGCAUCGUAGUGCUAGCUGUGCCACUAGAGAUCCUGGUUCGAAUCCAGGCUCUGUCUUAGCCGGCCGCGAUUAGGAGACCCAUGGGGCGGCGCACAAUUGGCCCAGCGUCGUCCAGGGUAGGGUAGGGAAUGGCCGACAGGGAUGUAGCUCAGUUGGUAGAGCAUGGCGUUUGCAACGCCAGGGUUGUGGGUUCGAUUCCCACGGGGGCCAAUAUGAAAAAUAAAAAAAUAUGUAUGCACUCACUAACUGUAAGUCGCUCUGGAUAAGAGCGUCUGCUAAAUGACUAAAAUGUAAAAUGUAAUUGAUGGAGUGCUGCAGAGAUGGUUGUCCUUCUGGAAGGUUCUCCCAUCUUCACAGUGGCACUCUAGAGCACUGUCAGAGUGACCAUCGGGUUCUUGGUCACCUCCCUGACCAAGUCCCUUUUCCCCCGAUUGCUCAGUUUGGCCGGGCGGCCAGCUCUAGGAAUAGUCUUGGUGGUUCAAAACUUCUUCCAUUUAAGAAUGAUGGAGGCCACUGUGUUCUUAGGGACCUUCAAUGCUGCAGACACCCUUCCCCAGAUUUGUGCCUCGACACAAUCCUGUCUCGGAGCUCUACGGACAAUUCAUUUGACCUCAUGUCAACUGUGGGAGCUUAAAUAGACAGGUGUGUGCCUUUCCAAAUCAUGUCCAAUCAAUUUAAUCUACCACAGGUGGACUCCAAUCAAGUAGAAACAUCUCAAGGAUGAUCAAUUGAAACAAAAUGCACCUGAGCUCAAUUUCGAGUCUCAUAGCAAAGGAUCUGAAUACUCAUGUAAAUGUGAUAUUUCCGUUUUUUUAUUUUAUAAAUGUGCAAACAUUUCUAAAAACCUGUUUCCGCUUUGUCAUUAUGGGGUAUUGUGUGCAGAUUGCAGAGGAUUUGUAUUUAUUUAAUCAAUUUUAAAAUAAGGCUGUAUGUGGAAAAAGUCAAGGGGUCUGAAUUCUUUCCGAAGGCACUGUAUAUAUAGAGACACACAUAUCAUACAUCCAAGACAUGAUAACCUCUCACCAUUACAAUAACAGGUGAGGUUAGAAUUUAUUUGGGUGUAUGAUAUUUGUGCGUCUGUAAUUUUCUCACCCAAUAUUAUUCACAAUUCAUUCAGGAUUACCCGUAAUCAUGAUAGCAUCCACAUUAAUGUAGAAGUUUUGAGAAACAUAUUCUAUUCUUAUUUACAAUAAAAGUGACUCCAAAAUGACACAAUACAUUAUUUACCAUUCAUUUCUAUUAGGCACAAAAUAAUCUCAAACACAACCAAAACAAACAGCAAAUUCAUCCAACAAGCUUGAUGUAGUCAUUGCCUGCUAUGAAUAUGGGACCAAGUACAUAACUUUUUACUACUUUAAUAUGCAUAAGUGAAUUUGUCCCAAUACUUUUGGUCCCCUAAAAUAGGGGGGACUAUUCACAAAAAGUUAAAUAAUUUCUAAACGGUUCACCCGAUAUGGAUGAAAAUACCUUUAAAUUAAAGCUAAUGUAAUGGGUUGAAAAUAAAGUCACUAAAAACAGAUACCCCUUUUUUUAACCAAUUCGUUUUUUUGUCUUAAUUAAUCUAAAUGAUGUACUCUACAUGCUUGAGCAUUAGUAGUCCAUCAUGCCAAUAGAUGGCGCUGUUGCACUGUGGUAGUAGGAGAAACAACCAAGCGCGCACCAUUCUUCAGAAUAAAUAAAGCGCCAGAACUUUGCAGAUGUAAACUUGUCCGUUCUCUUUACUAUUACAGGUAUGUAACAGAACUUCAGAGAAUAUGUAAUAACAUGCUAUUAAACAACUUUGUCAAGGUGUUAUCACGCUAGGAAAGGUUUGGUGUUGUUUUUUGUGUCGAACUGAGAGAGAAGAACGUGCGUUACAAUGAGUGAGAGUAUAUGUUAGCUUGAUGCUAGCAGUUACAGAGACUGUUGACUGAGUAGCUUGUACUGGAUUUAUGUUAGCUUGAUGCUAGCAGAGGUAAAGUCACAGAGACCGUUUACUGAUUAGCUUACUUGUACUGAAUUUUGUCUAGGAGAUUUUAUAAAGAAUCCAUUUGUUAGGGAUUUCUGAGUUCGUUUAACAUGUUAUUGGUUUUGUGUAAAAUUGGGCUCACGAGCUGGUAAACUCGCCGCGCACGUAGUGCGGGUGCAUGAGAGGGAGACGAUUUUAGUGAGAUGCUACUAUCUUAAAGCUGAAUGUAUUGGCAGUUUUCUAUAUUGGUAUAGGUAUAUAGAAAAACUGUCAUUUAUUUUUGUCUUUAUAUAUGUGUUUCUAUUGUAUGAAUGUGAAGUACAUUUUGGUUUUCAUGUGAAAUUAUACAGUAAGACAAGGUUAUUUGUGGAACAUUUUUGAAUUCUGCUUUAGGUAAAGUGCAUUUAUGUUGUGCACUUGUUUGAUGUGAAUGUUUUUCAAAGUAAGAACAAGAGAAAAAACAUUAUUCAGAAUAAAGAAAGGGCCAGAACUUUGCAGAUGUAAACUUGUGUCUGUUCUCUUUACUAUUACAGACCAUCUCAGCUACAGACUGAGGCUGGUAACACUGACAGUCUGCACUUUAACUUCAUAGUCACUGUAUCAUUUCAAAUCCAAAGUGCUGGAGUACAGAGCCAAAACAACCAACAAAUUGUCACUGUCUCAAUACUUUUGAAGCUCACUGUAUCUCUCACCCCUCCUUCCUCUUGUUUGCCCAUUAGGAGAAGAGGAAGCUAGAGGAUGAGGUGGAGGAUGCGACUGAGAGGCUGAACGAGGAGCUGGAAACCCGCAGGAAGACUUCCGACAAGCUGACCCACGAGCGCCACCAGAACCAGAAGGAGAAGGAACACACGCAGGAGGUGAGAGGUCAUGAGGUCACACCUGUACAUCGUAACCCACUGUACUAGUUUUGCUCUGUCAAUGAGUGGGAUUAGGGUUCCUUUUGGCUUUCGUUAUUUUUCAUCUGCUGGGUAGAAGAAAUAAAAUAAAUAAAUAGGGCUGUUAACGUUAACACGUUACAUUUUUUUAUGUAGGUAAUUAUUUUGAUGCCGUUAAUCGCAUCUCCAUUGCUUCACCGUAUCAACCCUUUUUAAGCAAGUGUUUCUGCACGGACUCUAUUAAGCGCAACACACAACACAGCGUUCACUCGCUGGCAGCAGCUUCUGUUAUGUAGCGAUGUCUGUCUGACUGUGGUGCUUAAACAUUCACUAAAUGCACGUCUUUGAGCAACAAGAAAAACGUACUGAAAGUUAACGAUAAACACAUUCCCAGGUGUUUCUUUAGAUAACCGCAAAAGCAUCAUUUGUACAGAAGUAGCUAGCUAGUUAUGCUCAGUGCUUAAUUUGAAAAUCGGGAGGUGCCGAAACAAACAGUGAGCAUGAGAAGGGGAUGACCUGGGGAGUUCUGAGGUACCAGAAUGCAUUAAAAAAAAAAAAAAAUCCUUUAUAAUAAAUCAUUGUAUUUAAAUCAUCGCUUUUGCGUAGUGGCAUAGAGCAGUAGAGUAGAGGCACUUACAGAAGUUGCACACAUGGGGCACAUUUUUAGUAGCAUUAUGUCCGAAGAAAGUUUUGACCUUUUUAUAAACACAAAUGAUCGAAAUGGCAGGCUACUUUGACGAUGACAAACUGAGAAUCAGAGAUCAAUAAAAAUGACCUUGUCUUGAAUCCAUCAAUUGUCUAGGCCUAGGUGUGUGGAGGCACAUAUUGUAGGCUACAAUAUGAGAAGGAAAUAAUAGUCCUAAAAAUCCUUUCCAGUUUCACUGACUCACCCAAUGAUGCGCAGCUCACUCACUGGUGAUGGCCGAUGCACUCGUGCCAAAAGCCUAUCUCUCUCUCUUUUGUAAAACAAUAUUUGGAAGUUGAUCAAAUAUUUUGGUGGCCUACAGCAUAUAGUCUAAAUAAAUGAUUUAAGUGCAACGCUUGAGAGAUGAGAGUUCAGGCUCAUGUCUAUCGGAGCAGAGAGGGAACUUGAUUUAACUCCGAUCACUUUUUGAAAAACAUAUUACAGUGCAAACAGUGAACAAAUUGUAUAAAUAAUUCAGCGUGAGGUACCGUAGCUGGGCAAAUAGGUGCCAGAACAAAUUAGGUCAAAUCUGAGAGGUGCCAGAUCCUGUUCCGGCAGGAUCUGGCACAUAUAUUAAGCACUGGUUAUGCUAACGUUAACCAAACUAAUGUUAAACAUGGUCAUCACUGAAUGCCUCUUUAUACAGUGCCUUGCAAAAGUAUUCAUCCCCCUUGGUGUUUUUCCUAUUUUGUUGCAUUACAACCAGUAAUUUAAAUAGAUUUUUAUUUGGAUUUCAUGUAAUGGACAUACACAAAAAUAGUCCAACUUGGUGAAGUGAAAUGAAAAAAAUUACUAGUUUAAAAAAAUUCUAAAAGAUAAAUAACGGAAAACUGGUGCGUGCAUAUGUAUUCACCCCCUUUGCUAAGAAGCCCCUAAAUAAGAUCUGGUGCAACCAAUUACCUUCAGAAGUUUUUUUAAUUAAAAAGAUAAAGUUAAAAUACCUAUCACAUUUCACAUUUAGUAAUGACAGAAACUUCACGCACAGUAAAACUUGUGUAUGACUUAAUACAAUUAUUUCAAAAAAGGUGCUUGUACAUUGAUAAGCAUACCAAAGCACACCAAAGACGGCAUUAACGAUAAGUAAUAAAAUAAAGACGGCACUUCAACAAGCCUAUUUCACACCAUAGCCUGCUGAAUUUGCAAGAUAACUUUUCUUUCAUUUUGAUUUCAGCACAAAUUAAAAUGUGGCGCUGACCCGCCCAUUGAUUGAUGUUUCAGCAUUGUCUCAAUGCAUGCACAGUUACAAGCCUGCUAGAGUUAGCAGCAGCCGGACAAGGAAUAUCCACCGCCGUAGUGUGGAUUAAGCCUGAGCUUGAACGUGAAGCUAACUGAAGCUGGCUAACUUUAGAAAACCCUGAGUAGAUCUAGCUUCAAUCAUAGUAUACCCCUCUGGCUGAUCUGUUGUUAUUGUCGUCUGUGGAAUUCAUAAUAUUGUUGGACAGGUUGAAAUGCUCUUUGUAUCCAUAGAGCCAGUUCUUUUUUUUCCUAUAGGUAAUCUUCCAAUCAGAAAUUGGGAGAACACUCAUUUAGAAUGCCUGAAGCUUUAACAGUACGUGUGUGUGUGUGUGUGUGUGUGUGUGUGUGUGUGUGUGUGUGUGUGUGUGUGUGUGUGUGUGCGCAUGAGAAAUGUUUAACUUCAAGAACAUUGAUAACAGGGAGUAGGCCUACUUAAACAUUGGGAGCAUUUUGUUUCUGAUAGAGAUUAUUUUGUGUUUCCGUCCCUUACAAUAAAAGUAUGCCUUCCUUUAGGGACAAAUUUGAGCAAAUUCAAAAAUUGUGAUUAAUCGUGAUUAACCAUAGAAAAUCAUGUGAUUAAUCGCAUUUAUUUAAAUCGUUUGAGAGCCCUAGUAAAAAAGGAUACCUACAAUUGUUUUAUUUUUCUUUCAACCAACCCCUCCAACGGUUUGUGACUAGUUGCUCUUGCAGAAUAGACUAUUGCGGUAUCUCUCUCUAACAGCAGUCUCUCUCUCCCCUCCCUCAACCAGCUGAUUGAGGACCUGCGGAAGCAGCUGGAGCACCUGCAGCUAUACAAGCUGGAGGCGGAAGCCAGGAGGGGGCGCUCUCCCAGCGCCGGGCUGCAGGAGUACCAGAGCCGCACCCGCGAGGCCGAGCUGGAGCAGGAGAUCCGACGCCUUAAGCAAGACAACCGCAGUCUGAAGGAGCAGAACGACGAGCUGAACGGCCAGAUCAUCAACCUGAGCAUCCAGGGAGCCAAGAAUCUGGUGACGGCCUCCUUCUCCGAGUCGCUGGCGGCCGAGAUCAACUCUGUGUCCCGGGGAGAGGUGAGUCACAAUAUAGAUAGUAGACAGUAGAUGCACAUAUACAGUGCCUUCAGAAAGUAUUCACACCCCUUGACUUUUUCAACAUUUUGUUGUGUUAUAGCCUGAAUUUAAAAUGUAUGAAAUUUAGAUUUUUUGGUCACUGGCCAGCACACAAUACAACAUAAUGUCAAAAUGGAAUUAUGUUUUUCGAAAUGUUUACAAAUUAAUAAAGAAUGAGAAGCUGAAAUGUCUCGAGCCAAUAAGUAUUCAACUCCUUUGUUAUGGCAAGCCUAAAUAAGUUCAGGACUAAACAUUUGCUUAACAAGUCACAUAAUAAAUUGCAUGGACUUGAAUGACUACAUCAUCUCUGUACCCCACACAUACAAUUAUCUGUAAGGUCCCUAAGUCAAGCAGUGAAUUUUAAACACAGUUUCAACCACAAAGACCAGGGAGGUUUUCCAAUGGCUCGCAAAGAAAAGCACCUAUUGGUAGAUAUAUAUAUAUUUUUAAAAACAGACAUUGAAUAUCCCUUUCAGCUUGGUGAAGUUAUUAAUUACACUUUGGAUGGUGUAUCAAUACACCCAGUCACUACAAAGAUGCAGGCAUCCUUCCUAACUCAGUUGCUGGACGGGAAGGAAACACCAGUGGUGACUUUAAAACAGUUACAGAGUUUAAUGGCUGUGAUAGGAGAAAACUGAGGAUGGAUCAACAACAUUGUAGUUAAUCCACAAUACUAACCUAAUUGACAGAGUGGGGAGGUAGAAAGCCUGUACAGAAUACAAAUAUUCUAAAACAUGCAUCCGGUUUGCAACGAGGCACUAAAGUAUUACUGCAAAUAAUUCACUUUUUGUUCUGAAUACAAAGUGUUCUAUUUGAGGCAAAUCCAAUACAACACAUUACUGAGUACCACUCUCCAUAUUUUCAAGCUUAGUGGUGGCUGCAUCAUCUUAUGGGUAUGCUUGUAAUUGUUAAGGACUGGGGAGUUUUUCAGGAUAAAAAAUAAACGGAAUGGAGCUAAGCACAGGCAAAAUCCUAGAGGAAAACCAGUUUCAGUGUGCUUUCCACCAUACACUUGGAGAUUAAUGAACCUUUCAGCAGGACAAUAACCUAAAACACAAGGCCAAAUCUACACUAGAGUUGCUUACCAAGAAGACAGUGAAUGUUCUUGAGUGGCUGAGUUACAGUUUUGACUUAAAUCUGCUAGCAAUGAUCAAUAACCAAUUUGACAGAGCUUGAAGACUUUUGAAAAAUAAUAAUGGGUGUGGAAAGCUCUUAGAGACAUACCCAGAAAGACUCACAGCUGUAUUGACUGAGGGUUGAAUACUUAUUUAAUCAAGAUAUAUUAGUGUUUUAUUUUUUUGUACAUUUAUUACAUUUUUUAUAACUUCCACUUUGACAUUGCAGAGUAUGUUGUGUAGAUCGUUGACACGAAAUGACAAUUACAUCCAUUUUAAUCCUACUUUUUUAACAACAAAAUGUGGAAAAAGUCGAGGGGUGUGAAUACUUUCUGAAGGCACUAGAUAUACAGAGAAGACUAUGCAUUGAUAUACAGGCCAUAAAUAUACUGUAUAUCUCAGUGAGACUAACUUUGAUGAAUAAAGAUGGAAUAAAAUACAUUUCUUACAACUUCUGGUGCCCAUAUUACGGCCCCCAUCAAAAUUCUGAAUCUUAAAUGUAAAUAGCUGAAAUCUGUAUCGUAUGUCUUGUGUCCCUUUUUACCUUCUUGAAUAAUUGUUCAAUGCAAAUGAAAAGUUCAUAUAAGUUACUAUCCUUCUAAACAUUUGAUCUGUUUUGUUGUUUGCAGUUGAUGGAGGCCAUCCGCAAGCAGGAGGACGUCAACUUCCGACUACAGGACUACAUCGACCGCAUCAUCGUGGCCAUCAUGGAGUCCAACCCCUCCAUGCUGGAGGUCAAGUACUAGAGACGGCCAUCUUGGAACAGGGCAGCCUGGCGGCCUCUCCGCCUCACUGGACUGCCAUACUGAGAGAGACUGGCUAAACACUUAGACUGGCUACUGAGACUGACCACAAAUAUGUGUGUGUAUGUAUGUAUGUAUGUAUGUGUGUGUGUGUGUGUAUAUAUAUGUGUGUGUGUGUGUGUGUAUAUGUAUGUAUAUACACUACCGUUCAAAAGUUUGGGGUCACUUAGAAAUGUCCUUGUUUUCGAAAGAAAAGCAAUUUUUUUGUCCAUUAAAAUAACAUCAAAUUGAUCAGAAAUACAGUGUAGACAUUGUUAAUGUUGUAAAUGGCUAUUGUAGCUGGAAACGGCUGAUUUAAAAAAAAAAUUGAAUAUCUACAUAGGUGUACAGAGGCCCAUUAUCAGCAACCAUCAGUCCUGUGCUCCAAUGGCACGUUGUGUUUGCUAAUCCAAGUUUAUCAUUUUAAAAGGCUAAUUGAUCAUUACAAAACCCGUUUGCAAUUAUGUUAGCACAGCUGAAAACUGUUGUGCUGAUUAAAGAAGCAAUAAAACUGGCCUUCUUGAGACUAGUUGAGUAUCUGGAGCAUCAGCAAUUGUGGAUUCGAUUACAGGCGCCUCACAGGUCCUCAACUGGCAGCUUCAUUAAAUAGUACCCGCAAAACACCAGUCUCAAUGUCAACAGUGAAGAGGCGACUCCGGGAUGCUGACCUAGGCAGAGUUGCAAAGAAAGAGCCAUAUCUCAGACUGGCCAAUAAAAAUAAAAGAUUAAGAUGGGCAAAAGAACACAGACACUGGACAGAGGAAGAUUGGAGAAAAAGUGUUAUGGACAGAAGAAUUGAAGUUUGAGGUGUUCGGAUCACAAAGAAGAACAUUUGUGAGACGCAGACCAAAUGAAAAGAUGCUGGAGGAGUGCUUGAUGUCAUAUGUCAAGCAUGGUGGAGGCAAUGUGAUGGUCUGGGGGUGCUUUGGUGGUGGUAAAGUGGGAGAUUUGUACAGGGUAAAAGGGAUCUUGAAGAAGGAAGGCUAUCACUCCAUUUUGCAACGCCAUGCCAUACCCUGUGGACGGUGCUUGAUUGGAGCCAAUUUCCUCCUACAACAGGACAAUGACCCAAAGCACAGCUCCAAACUAUGGAAAACUAUUUAGGGAAGAAGCAGUCAGCUGGUAUUCUGUCUAUAAUGGAGUGGCAAGCACAGUCACUGGAUCUCAACCCUAUUGAGCUGUUGUGGGAGCAGCUUGACCGUAUGAUACAUAAGAAGUGCCCAUCAAGCCAAUCCAACUUGUGGGAGGUUAUUCAGGAAGCAUGGGGUGAAAUCUCUUCAGAUUACCUCAACAAAUUGACAACUAAAAUGCCAAAGGUCUGAAAGGCUGUAAUUGCUGCAAAUGGAGGAUUCUUUGACGAAAGCAAAGUUUGAAGAACACAAUUAUUAUUUCCAUUUAAAAUCAUUUCUAACCUUGUGAAUGACUACAUUUCCUAUGCAUUUUGCUAUAUUUCCUAUUCAAACUAAUUUCAUGUAUGUUUUCAUGGAAAACAAGGACAUUUCUAAGUGACCCCAAACUUUUGAACGGUAAUGUGUGUGUGUGUGUGUGUAUAUAUAUAUAUAUAUAUAUAUAUAUAUAUAUAUAUAUAUAUAUAUAUAUAUAUAUAUAUAUUAGUAUACUGUGUGUGUAUAUAGUAUACUGUGUGUAUAUAUAGCUAUAUUAGGUGGAGAGAAAAAACACUCCAAUUACCCUUAAAGAAGAUUUUUAAAGAAAUUGAAAAAAUAGGAUUUAUCAAUUUAUUUUUUGUCACUGUUUGUGGCUGUUACAAGCUACAUGGUUUAACAUCCCUGGGAUUUGAGCUUUGCUUUGUGUGCGUGUCUGUUCCCCCUGAAUACAGCAGGCUUAGGUUUUGAUGACUUCGCUGCAUUUGGGUAUAGGGACCUGAGUUUCCCUUGUGUGUGCGAAUAUGUUUUCUAUGCACAAACUCUUUCGAGAGUGUGACUGCAUGGAAGAGCUGAUUAACUUGUUGCUGUCCCCUUAAACAUAUUUUGGCCAAUUAUAUCUUAUGAGCCUCAACGCUAACUUGGUUCUAAAACGUAUUGUCCUUAAACUACAUAUCAGCCUAUACCAUCUUUCACCAUGAGAUCAGUAAAUGAAUGAACUCAUAGGAUGUUUGGCAGCGUUCUCCUGAAUUAGACUGAACCGUGUUUAAACCACGUUUAAACCGUAUGAAGCACUGGUCAGGAGACGAGGUCAGAUGAAGUCGACCCUGGCUGCUCUCUUGAAUACAAACUUGCCGUGCUGCCUGCUACAUUAACCGUGUCACGUUUGCAGUGUGAGUCUUUAUCCUGAUUUGACUUUGAUUAUUUUCCCAGUGUGAGUUAAGGCAACCCAGGUGAGGGACAUUUCCUGGGGUAGAGGAUGAGAAAUGACCUGAGGGUUAGUGGGUGUGUGUGCGGG
Messenger RNA from Coregonus sp. 'balchen', 25872 nucleotides. The record is from the annotation of a GenBank genome assembly. Lineage: Eukaryota; Metazoa; Chordata; Actinopteri; Salmoniformes; Salmonidae.